Messenger RNA from Haplochromis burtoni (Burton's mouthbrooder), 1004 nucleotides. RefSeq names its product troponin T2c, cardiac (gene tnnt2c). Gene Ontology annotation, biological process: regulation of muscle contraction; cardiac muscle contraction; sarcomere organization. Gene Ontology annotation, cellular component: troponin complex. Gene Ontology annotation, molecular function: troponin C binding; troponin I binding; tropomyosin binding. Lineage: Eukaryota; Metazoa; Chordata; Actinopteri; Cichliformes; Cichlidae. The transcript has a single exon. The record is from RefSeq and is a predicted model, not a curated record. Bases 75 to 866 code for a protein of 263 amino acids.
CUCACCCAGGACUCCAACUAUCUCCAGACACCAGCUGGUCUUGGUGCUCACACUGCUUUCUCUGAGACACCAUCAUGUCAGACACAGAGGAAAUUGUGGAGGAAUACGAGGAGGAGGUGGAAGAAGAGGUCGAGGAGGAAGAGGAUGACAACGAACAGAGGCAAGCGGAGCAUGAAGGAGAGACCAGACCUCGACCUAAAGCAACUUAUGUGCCUAAUAUGGCUCCUCCAAAGAUCCCAGAUGGAGAAAAGGUGGAUUUUGAUGACCUGCAUCGCAAGAGGCUGGAGAAAGAUUACAAUGACCUCCAGACACUGAUUGAGCUGCAUUUCACCAGCCGUCAGAAAGAGGAAGAAGAACUGAUGGCGCUACGUAACCGCAUUGAACGCCGCCGCGCUGACAGGGCCGAACAACAGCGUGUUCGUGCAGAGCAGGAGCGUGAGCGCCAGACGCGGGUUGCCGAGGAAAAAGCAAGGCGCGAAGAGGAGGCAGCCAAACUGCGGGCUGAGGAGGAAGCCAAGAAAAAGAUGGCUUUCUCCAACAAGUCAUUCGGUGGCUACCUGCAGAAGGUGGACCAGAAGAAGGGCAAGAAGCUAACAGCUCGUGAGGAGAAGAAGAAGGCCCUGAUGGAGCGCAGGAAGCCGCUCAACAUCGACCACCUGAGCCAGGAGAAGUUGGUGGAGAAGGCACAGGAGCUCUGGCAGUGGCUCCACCAGCUGCACGCCGAGAAGUUUGAGCUGGCAGAAAAGCUCAAGAGGCAGAAGUACGACAUCCACGUGCUACGAAAUCGUGUCAACGACCAUCAGAGGUGGUCGAAAACAUCGAAGACCUCCCGUGGGGCCAAGGGCAAGUCUGGCGCUUGGAAGUAAGCACCUUGUGGAAGCGCACCACGUUCCUGCUGGACUAUUUGGUCACCAAAUUGUAUGAUAAAAGCUAUCCAAGCAGCUGUGCGUAGAUUGAGUUGGACUGCAAUGAUUCAAGCAAAAUAAAGUCAAGGUUGAAUGAUA